Messenger RNA from Tripterygium wilfordii, 678 nucleotides. RefSeq lists its product as uncharacterized. The record is from RefSeq and is a predicted model, not a curated record. The transcript is spliced from 3 exons. Bases 1 to 393 code for a protein of 130 amino acids. Lineage: Eukaryota; Viridiplantae; Streptophyta; Magnoliopsida; Celastrales; Celastraceae.
AUGUUGAAGUUCUAUGCUAAAGCCCAUAAAGCAUUUAGUACGCGCAGUGAAUCAAAUCAGGGUCGCUGCAGGAGGAGGGAGGAGGAGGAGGAGGAGGAGGAGGAAAUGGAGAGUGUACGAGCGAUCGAGAAGCACUGGUGGUGGGCGCUUGCAAGUGGUGCUCAGUUCGGGUGGGCAUUGUUUUCGUUCCGGAAAGGCUGCGCCGGGGACUCUCGACUCAUGCCUUUAAAAGCCUUUGCCGUCGCCUCCCUCUUCGUCGGCGCCGCCGCUUCCGCUUCUUUUUCCGCUCUUCAGGCCUCCGGCAUCCACAAGGUGGAGGACCUGAUGGAAGUUGGUGCAAAUAUAAGGACUGGACUUGGGAUUCGUUCAAGGGUUCGAGAAGAGGAAAAGUAGAUCAUCCCUGACAAAGGGUACACGUUUAUAGCUCAAGAAAGGCAAAAGAUUCAAGUUGGGAGGUAACUUACUUGAGUGGGUGAAUUUUAGGUUGUCUGGCAUCAACCUAGAAAAGUUGGAGAAGUUGGAGAUGCAUAUAGUUGUUAUGUGGUCAGUAUCCUCUGCACAUUGCUGCCUCCAGAUGCUCACAAAAAUAAUGUGUGGAUUUUUUGUAUCAUCUACUCAGUUAAUGGAUAAUAGCUGCAUUCUUUCAUCUUCUUUGUGAUUCAGCCUUUUUCAGUUUCA